GGUAUAUGAGCUAGCCUGUUAGAGCCCAUUCCCUAUGGUGAGAUGCAUGUUGACUCCUCAUGGGAGCCAUUACCUAUGAGGAGGAGUGGACAGGUGGUGGACUAGGGGAGAGUUCUGUUGAGCUGGAACUUCAGACCUUACCUGUGGCUCAGGAUGAGAAAUCCCAGGAAGCAGCAGUUCACUAUGAAGGACAUCUUGAAAACUCUGACCCAGGCUGAGUUGAGCAAUUUCAAGAGUGUCCUGAAAAACUGGUUUCUGCCACAUACACUGAAACAGAUCCCCCAGAUGGCACUGAACAUGGCUGAUGCAGAUCAUGUGGUAGAAAUUCUCCAUGAGUACUGUCCUAGUGAUUGGAUAGAGAUAAUCAUCAAGGAGGUCUUACAGACGAUAAACCAGUUGGAUAAAGCUGAGUUAGUAAGGAAACAACUUGAAGGAAACACAAUUAGCUCACCAGGUUCCAUGAAGCCAACUGCAUUUGGAGCUGAAAGUCCAGAGCACAAGCAUAAGAAGAAAUGGAAGAAAGAAUACAGAGUGAGAUGGAAGUUUAACUUCUGGCCUAAAUGCAUUGAAAACUUCUACGUGGAGACUGAGAGCUACAGAACACUCCUUACAUUGUGUAAUCCGAAGGCGAAAAUGCCAUCUGCUCAUGCAAUAGUGUUGCAUGGCCCUCCAAACUCUGGCAAAACCACAAUGGCAAUGAGGCUAAUGCUGCAAUGGUCAGAGAGCAAGCAGGCCCAGAUGUUCCCAUGUGCCUUCUUCAUCAGCUGCAGGGCAGUUAAUAAUACUAAGUCUUGCACUUUUGCACAGCUCCUUUCCCUGAAAAGUGCCAGCAGGAGAGAUUAUGUGGAGAAGUCCCUAGCUCUGGAAGAAAAAUUGUUGUUUGUGGUGGAUGGUUUUGAUGAGCUGAGAGUCCCAGCAGGAGCUCUGUUCCAGGAUAUCUGCAGUGACUGGAACACAAAGAAGCCUGCAGCUGUCCUGCUGAGUAGUUUGCUGAAGAGGAAGAUGGCACCACAUGCCACACUGCUGGUGACCACACAGACACAGACUUUACGGCAAAUCUACCUCAUGAUAGAUCAGCCCUUCCUUAUAGAAAAUCAGGGCUUCUCAGAACAGGAUAUACAGGAAUACUUUCAAAGAUUCUUUAAUGAUGAGGUUGGCAAGGAGAAGAAGGGCGAGGUUAGUCUGUUUGGCGAGUUUGGCGAGUUUGGCGAGUUUGGCGAGUUUGGCAAGGUUGUCGAGGAGAAGGGGGGUGAUGAUGACGAUGAGGAGGGUGAGGAGGAGGAGGAGGAGGAGGGAGAGGAGGAGGAGGAGGAGGAAGAAGAGGGUGAGGAGGAAGAGGAGGAGGGUGAGGAGGAGGACAGCGAGGAGGAGGAGGAGGAGGAAGAGGAAGAAAAGGCAAUGAGAGCUCUCAAUGCAGUGAGGUGCAAUGCUGCUCUCUACGACAUGGCCUCGAGUCCUGCUGCAAGUCUGAUAUUCUGCCUCUGUCUGGAGAUAGCGAUGAAAAAGGGAGAAGACCUUGCUCUGAUAUGCCAGUCACAGACCUCUAUGUUCCUGAAUUUCCUCUGCAAGAUGUUCUCACCAGAAACCUAUGAAAGCUAUCUAAAAAAUAUAUUCCAAAUAUCAUUCAAGAAUCUAUGUCUACUGGCUGUUAAUAAUCUGUUGGAACAGCUGCCCAUACUCUCUAAAAAAGACCUCUUGGAAUUACUGCUGGACCGGGAAAUACUGCACCCUUUUUUGUGCAGGUACAUCGUGAAAAGUGACGAUUACAGUUAUUGCUACUCCUUCGUCUACCUCAAAGUCCAGCAGCUUCUGGCUGCCAUAGCAUUUGCUGAUGGGCUCGAGAACGAUACCUCUAAAUAUAUUAUGCAGAAUAUGCUUUCUAAGGAAGCAAGAUUGAAAAACCCCAACCUGUCGGGAGUGCUACUCUUUAUAUUUGGCCUCUUGAAUGAGACUCGACUUCAAGAGUUGGCAACCAUUUUUGACUGGCAAAUAUCAAUUGGGGUCAAGAGGAAAUUCCUGGAGUGUGAGCCAGGGGAAAAUAAACCCUUUCUAUUACUGAUGGAUCUACAAGAGAUUUUAUCCUGUCUCUAUGAAUCUCAGGAGGAGGGGUUUGUGAAAGAAGCCAUGGCCCUCUUUGAAGAAAUCUCCUUGCAUUUGAAAACCAACAUGGACCUCAUGCAUGCUUCAUUUUGCCUCAAGAAUUCUCAAAAUCUGCAGACAGUGUCCCUGCAAGUGGAAAAGGGGAUCUUUCCCGAGAAUGAUGAUGUGUUGGAGUCCACAGCUCGGGAUCAAGGGUCUCAGGAUGACCAACGCCUGCUAAAUUUCUGGACAGACUUUUGUGACAUGUUUCAUUCAAAUAAGAAACUGGUCUUUCUGGACAUCAGCGAGAGCUUCCUCAGCAGCUCCUCACUGCAGAUUCUUUGUGACAAACUGUCCUCUUCUGCCUGCCAUCUCCAGAAAGUAGUUCUCAAAAAUAUCUCCCCAGCUGAUGCAUACAAGAAAUUGUGCCUCAUUUUUAAUGGUUAUGAAACCCUCUCGCAUCUGACCCUGAAAGGUGACAACCUGUGCACCAUACUUCCCUCACUGUGUGGGGUUGUGAAACAUCCAUCAUGCAAGCUGAAGUAUCUCAGUCUGAGUUCUUGUCCUACUGCUAUUCAGAAAUGGAAUGACUUCUUCCAAGUCCUGAAAGUCAGUCAAUCCCUGACAUGUCUGGACCUCACAGACAACAAACUCUUGGACCAGGGUAUCAGGCUGCUGUGUAACACUUGGAAGCAACCAAACAACACACUGCAGAGGGUGUCGUUGGAGAACUGUCACCUCACAGAAGGCUGUUGCAAGGACAUCUCUUCCAUUUUGGUGGUCAGCCAGACCCUGACACACCUCAACCUGGCCAAGAACACUCUUGGAGAUAAUGGAGUGAAGAUCCUGUGUGAAAGCUUAAGCUACCCCGAGUGUAAACUACAGACCUUGGUACUGUGGUCCUGUAACAUCACCAGCGAUGGCUGCUGCCAUCUCUCAAAGAUGCUCAGACAAACACCGAGUCUGAAGCACUUGGAUCUGGGACAGAAUUGCAUCAGAAAUGCGGGCGCGAAGUUUCUGUGUGAGGCUUUGAAGGAACCACAUAGUAACUUGAAAAGUCUGUGGCUGUGUGGAUGCUCCAUGACUCCAGCCAACUGCCAGGACUUCUCUAAGAUUCUCAGAAACAACAAGAGUCUGAACACUCUAGACCUGGCUCAGAACUCCUUGGGAACUGAUGCAAUUAAGACAUUCUGUGAAGACUUGAAACUUGGCAUUUGCCCCCUUCAAACACUCAGGUUGAAAUUUGAUGAUGCUAACCCCAGUAUCCAGAAGCUGAUCCAAAAAAUGAAAGAGAGCCACCCACAAUUGACUAUUAACAGUGACCAACCAGAUCCUAGGAAAAAGGAACCUUCUUUCCCCCAUUUCAUUUUUUGAGGCCACCUAACAGCAUAACUCUCCAAAUGAGUAAUAAUGGACCUUGAAGGUGUGGGUGAAGGUCCUCUGGCCAUGUUCUGUUCUGUUGUUAGCUGGGCUAAAUGUCUUUAUCCACUCAGGUCUGUGUAUAAACCACUCAAGUUCCUGAAUGAUAUGUGUGAAAUGUUUAUAUCACGGGCAUAUUGAGAAAUAAAGGUGAAAGCAUUCA
Messenger RNA from Mesocricetus auratus (golden hamster), 3661 nucleotides. It is a transcript of the gene Nlrp2, whose product is annotated as NLR family pyrin domain containing 2. Lineage: Eukaryota; Metazoa; Chordata; Mammalia; Rodentia; Cricetidae. Gene Ontology annotation, molecular function: protein binding. The coding region runs from base 154 to 3453 and encodes 1099 amino acids. The transcript is spliced from 11 exons. Gene Ontology annotation, biological process: regulation of inflammatory response. Gene Ontology annotation, cellular component: cytoplasm. The record is from RefSeq and is a predicted model, not a curated record.